AUGCCAAAAAAUAAUAUUUUUAUCGCAAAAAUAAAUUCUAUAACAUCUAAAUUUGACAAAAAUGAGCAGAAAAUUCUACACAAUUUUUUAAUAGAAGAAUCUCUUGACAAUUUAUUUAAUGAAAAGCCCAUUUCAAAAAAUAAAAUAAAUUUAUUUUUUCUUCUUAAAUCAUUUUCUGAAUCUGUUUAUGAAAACAAAAAAGAAAUUUUGAUGCGACAUAAAGCCAUUCAAACACGCGCGCUUAUUCUGGACCUUAUAAAUACUGAUUAUUCUAUUGAUAUUAAAUAUAUUUAUAAACCUGAAAAAUGGAUUUUUGCAAUUAUUAAGGAUAUAAAUGAUUGUUUGAUUGAUUAUCCAGAUUUAAUUAAUUUAUAUAAUAAAUCACUUAUUCAAGAAUUUAGGGAUAUUUUUCUCAACAAGGUUGAGAAAUAUGGAUCUAAUGGAAAUCAGCUACUUGUGAAUUUUUUAUAUUAUAUUAAGUUUAUAAAGAAUUAUGUGGAUUGUGAUUUUACCAUUUUCUUAAAUGAAAUAAAAAAGCAAAUUAAUCCUUCAAAGUUGUAUAAGGAUAUUGAGCUUAAUAAUAUUGUUGAUGAAUCUUUUGAUUAA
Vairimorpha ceranae is the source of this 606-nucleotide messenger RNA. RefSeq lists its product as hypothetical. NCBI's taxonomy places the organism in Eukaryota, Fungi, Microsporidia, Nosematidae. The coding region runs from base 1 to 606 and encodes 201 amino acids. The record is from RefSeq and is a predicted model, not a curated record. The transcript has a single exon.